Misgurnus anguillicaudatus (oriental weatherfish) is the source of this 568-nucleotide messenger RNA. Lineage: Eukaryota; Metazoa; Chordata; Actinopteri; Cypriniformes; Cobitidae. The record is from RefSeq and is a predicted model, not a curated record.
UCAAGUCAACCACACAAUACAGCUUUUUGAGUCUGAAAACAUUUUGAACUCCUACGUACCGUUAAAACUAAAGUACCAGAAUCCAUUACAAAAAUGUUGGACGUCGCGUCGAAACAUGUUUAAAUUCAAAUUUAAUUUGAUGUCAAAAUUCGUGAAGAUUAAGUUUCUGCAUUGUUUUUUGAUCAUCUUGGUGAUAUCUGUUGAUACUCUGGAGUUUCAUGUUCGUGGUUCAGGUCCUCUGGUUGUUCCUCUGGGAGGUUCAGUGGUUCUGCCCUGCUAUGUUGAAACACCUUUAGUAAUGGAGAGGGUGAAGGUGGAAUGGACAAGAACAGAUUCAGAGACUCUGGUUCAUCUGUUUCUGAAUGGAGAUAUUAGACCAGAGGAUCAACAUCAGGAUUAUCAUGAUAGAGCUCAUUUCUUCACUGAAGACAUUAAACAUGGAAACUUCUCCCUACUGUUGAAGAAUGUAAGAGAAGAAGAUAAAGGGAUUUACAGAUGUAAAGUUUACAGUAACAAGGGUGCUGACAAAACUUUGGUUGAAAUAAAAGAUGUUGGUAAGUAUGGUUGA